This is a messenger RNA of Penicillium olsonii, 4746 nucleotides long. NCBI's taxonomy places the organism in Eukaryota, Fungi, Ascomycota, Eurotiomycetes, Eurotiales, Aspergillaceae. The record is from the annotation of a GenBank genome assembly.
AUGGCCUUCAGCUUUGGCGCGUCCAACCCCGCCGGGGCAGUCGCCUCUGCGGAGCUUGGCCCAGAGCUUCCCGAUGUCUUCACAGAUGAAAUCGGCUUCAAGGGCGUAUCUGGCGAUGCCAACGUUCGAUUCCUUCCUACCGCCUGGCCCGACGACGCGCUUCCGGCACCUACCUCGUCUCUUUUGGCUGUCGCGCACACCAAGGGCCUUGUUGUUGGUGCUGGCCCGAAUGCGCUGGCAAUCAGCACGACCGAGACCAUCCAAAGUUCGAUCGAGGCGCCGGCAGGGGAGAACAUGGAAAAGACCAAGGCGUUCCAACCCCAGGCUACCAUUCCUCUUCCCUCUCGUCCCACACAUGUGGCUUUUACUCCGGGUGAGGACGGUUUGAUCCUUGCGACGGAAAAUGGCGCAUCUCUUUCCGUAUUCGACACAAACACUUUGGCGCAAGGCAAUGCGCAACCAGCCAUUUCAAUCCCAACGAAUGGGGUGUCCCUACGUGCUCUUGCGCCCAACCCCGAUCCCGCCUCCACACUUGUCGCACUCGUCACUGUGAACGGUGACCUUUUGAUUGCGGAUCUCAAGGCUGGAAACCUCUUGCCUGGUCCGAACGGUCCGGUUCUCAAGGAUGGCGUGAGCUGUGUUUCAUGGAGCAGUAAAGGAAAGCAGCUUAUGGCCGGUCUGGCCGAUGGUACUGGUUACCAGAUGACUCCAGAUGGCGCAAAGAAAGCCGAUAUUCCGAAACCUUCAGAUUUGGAAGGAGAUUGCCAUGUAUCUUCCGCUAUGUGGCUUGAGAAUGACUUAUUUUUCAUGACUUACACCCCCAAUGCAGCGGAAGACGAUAUGGGAAUGAACCCUGCCUCUUCCUACUACAUCAUCACACGGCGCAAGCAGCAGCCAUUCCUGAUUCAGAAAUUGCCUGAAAUCUGCUCGACCAUGGGCUUUAUGCUCAAGCGCGCCCCUGCGUUCCAAUUCAUCACAAGAAUCAGAGAUUACAAGCCUCAUUUGAGAGAUGCCCUGAUCGUCUCAUCCACCGCGUCGACUGACGUUGGGCUUAUCACGCGAUCUGACCAGGCCCUGGCGAAUGAUGAAAGAGCCAAGCUUCACGUCGGACAGUUCAUGACUACAGAAGUAAACGAUGAUACCAAGCGAGCUAGUAUCCCACUAAAGGAAUCUGGGGAUGAGACAUCAGUCAUUGGUUUGGCACCUAACCUGUCAGCCACAAAGAACGUCAUUGCGCCCCUCCCUGGAACCGACAUUAUGGAGAGCUCAACACCUCUCCCCGGUAUCUUGCUUUUGAACAACGAGGGUAUCCUCUCAUCUUGGUGGUUCAUCUAUGCGGAAUCCAUUCGCCAAAAUGUUCCAUACUCCGGCCUGGUCUCAUCUGGCCAGACACCCAAGGCUCCGGCCCAGGCUCCAGCUCAGACUCCGGCUCCGGCCGUGGCUGCAGCUCCAGCCUUUGGGCAAUCUACCUUUGGAAAGCCAGCAGGAGCCUCUGUCAACGGAAAUGCGCCCACGAGCUUAGCUCAACCUGCAUUUGCACAACAGAGCACCCCAGGAUUUGGCAGCCCCUCUCCACUUGGUGGAAACUCACCUUUUGGAAAACCCUCCACCCCAGGACCCGCAUUUGGAGCGUCUUCCCAGCUGGGAUCCGGGGCUACAACUUUUGGAACCCCAAGUACCCCAGGAGCACAGUUCGGGAAGCCCAGCUUCGGGCAACCUAGUGCCUCGGGGAACGCCUUCGGUGCCAGUGGUAAACCAGCCAAUGGGGGUGGCUUCAGCUCGUUCUCGGGCGGAGGAGGGUUCAGUAGCUUCGCAUCUGCCAAGCCUGGCGCAUCGCCGUUUGGGGCGAAGCCUGCGGGCGAGUCGCCUUUCGGUGCCAAACCAGCGACGGGAGAUUCGCCAUUCGGCGCCAAGCCCGCAACAGGGGAAUCACCAUUUGCUGCUAAGCCAGCAGCAGCAGCAUCACCAUUCGGCGCCAAGCCCGCAACAGGGGAAUCACCAUUUGCUGCCAAGUCAGCAGCAGCAUCACCAUUCGGCGCCAAGCCCGCAACAGGGGAAUCACCAUUUGCUGCCAAGCCAGCAGCAGCAUCACCAUUUGCCGCAAAGCCAGCAACGGGAGAUUUGCCAUUUGCCGCAAAGCCAGCCACGGGACAGUCGCCAUUCGGCAAACCAUCCGGUGGAGAUACUUUCGGGCCACCGCCUGGUCACAAGCCCCAAACGUUCUUUUCACCUCCCGCGCGUCGCGAUGAACCAAAUAACCCGUUCCCUUCCUCGUCAGGCGGCUUCCAACUUAAGUCAAGCUUCAAGGGCGAUGGUUCGGCUUCUAACGAGGACAAGAAGACGGACAAAUCCUCAGCGGGUGCUUUCUCGUUUGGAAGCUCCUUUGAUGACAUGGUGUCAACACCACGCAAGGGAAGUGAGUCUCCAAGUGAGUCGAUGGAUGACACCGACGACGUGCCACCCGUGGACAAGAGCACAUUCUCAAUAUUCGGCGGGGCCAAGAAACCAGACUCGCAAACCCCUACAUCCAUGUUCAGCUCGAAGACGCAAUCCUCGACCGAGAAGAAAUCCUCGUUCUCGAUGUUUGGCAAUGCGGAUCAAAACCGAAUGACCAGUCCAUUGUCACCUCCUUCUGAUAAGACGGAGACACCUAAGAAAGACCAAUCCGCCUCUGGCAUCGACGUGGAAACUCCUUUGCCUCCAGACUCUACUAGUCGGGCAAGCUAUGCGGCUGGAGACACAUCCGCCUCUUCUAAUGUCUCAAAAAGCUCUGCCGAAGAUGCUCCACUGCCUCCAGAUUUCACCAAACCAAGCAAGUCUGCACCUAAGCCCGAGAACGAUGCCCCUCUACCACCUGAUUUCCUCCCAAAGAGCAAAUCCACACCCAAGGUUGAUGAUGCCCCUCUACCUCCCGAUUUCAUCACCAAGAAGAAGCCCGCGCCGGAGACAGAUGAUGCUCCUCUUCCUCCGGAUUUCCUAUCAAAGCCCAAGAAAUCAGACCCUCCGGCUGUUCCAGAGGAUGCGCCAUUGCCUCCCGACUUCACUGCGAAGCCAAAAUCCAAGCCUACUGAAGAGGCAGUUCCCAUUCCAGACGAAUCUGACUCUGGUGGUUCCGAGUUAGAAUCCGAGGCCGGAGAUGAAUCGGACUUCAACGAUAGCGGAGAAGAAAUCACCCACGAUGAAGCAACGACUGGAAAGCCCAAGCAAUCGGCAGAAAGUUCGUUUGGAGGACUUUCCGACAAAAGCUCCACUGGAGGAUUCUUCAGUGGCCCUUCCAAGCCUGCUGAAGAUAAAGGUCGUCUUCCGCGACAGCUGUUUGGGGAGAUUCCCAAACAACCGCUGCUUCCUCCCCCUGGCCCUAUCGCUCAAAGCAACCGUGAGCCUUAUCGAUCACCAAGCCCUGUCCGCCACGGCGCUUCAAAGAAGAACGUUCUCUUUUCCCCAGAGCCUCACGCUCGCAAAGAAUCUGGAAGCGCCUUGCACUCGCGCAAGGCAUCGCUCACCCAGCUUGCGGAGCGUGAUGGCCACCUGCGAAAGGCCAGUGACGUUGCUCGUCAGCAGCAAGAAGCACAGGAGCGCGCUCAUGCCGCGGCCGCGGCCCAGGCACGGGAAGAUGAUGUCUUGUCGUUGUCUGAUGACGAUGACGAUGACAGACUUCGUGAUGAAUUGGCUAAGCCUGUUGAGCCUGUGGAUACACUAGAUCCAUUCUUGCCUCACCAAAAUUACAUGGGCGAGACCGCGAAGCCAGGGAUUGCAGGACAGGUUGAGCGACUCUAUCGUGACAUUAAUUCCAUGGUCGACACCUUGGGAAUCAACGCCAGAUCACUGGCUGGAUUCCUUCUACACCAACAGCCCAAGCAAGAAUCUAAUAUCGACGACUGGGUCAUGGUUCUCAAUGGCGAUCAGCCCGCCGACAUCCUUGAUACCAAGAUGGCCUUGAAGGACAUCGAGAAAUUCGAGGAAAUGAUUAAGUCCGUUGAAAAGUCGUUGAAUGAUCAACGUGUGCAAGGAGUGGACGAGAAGCUCAAUGCUUGCCGUGACCUGCUCACCAAGCAGAUCGUGGCCCUCCUUUCCCAGUUCGCAAGCAUCCGCAAGAUUCUCGACGCGCACACAGACCGUGUUGCCAUCCUCGAGGCACCCCUCUCCGCCGAACAAGGCGCUCUCCAACACGACCUGCGCACAACCUUCACCAAUUUGCAAGCUCACACCGUCGAUCUCGAACAGGCAGUCUCCCUCCUACGCGCCAAACUCGCCGACAUGUCCCAGGUGAAGGGCGCAGCUCGCAACCGACCCACCGUCGAGGCUGUCACCAAGACCAUCGCCACCAUGAUGAGCAUGGUUGAAGGCAAGCGGACAGACAUCGAUGUCCUUGAAUCUCAGAUGCGCAGACUGGGCGUGGACGUAUCAGCAGCUGGCUCCUCCAGCCGCGAAGGUUCCCCAUUCAAUACUCCUCGCAAGGGUGCUGCUGGCCGCAUCCCCAUGACCCCUGGGUCGCGUGGAUCUAUCGAUGGCAGCUCCUACCACACUCCUGAGUCUGCCUCUCGCGGUAUCAACUUCCGCGCCAGCAUCAAUGGCUCGGUUCGGAAGAGCCGUCUCCGCAGCGUGGAGGGUCCCGGUGAGCCUGACUUCCCCGAGGAAGAUAGGACUGUUUACAAGGCCAAGCAAACCCGCCGCGAACACUUGAAUGUCAACCUGAAGAAAGCAUUCGAAGACAAGCAGGUGAAGGUGCGCGGUGUUGAUUGGUAG